AUGCCGGAUUCGUGUGCUGCGUACAACAGCACGAAUAGGAGAGUGAAAUCAAGUGACGGAACCACGUUGUCAUUUCACAAGUAAGUUAAAAAACUGAAUAAACGGUGCUUUUUUAUUCAAGAAAAAAUUAAUGUGAUGGUAAAAAACUAUGUGAUCACUGAUGUAUGACAAAUUUGGCCAUAAUAUCUCCAUUAUUGAUAAUUCUUAAAAAAGGAAAAUACAGAGAACUGCUGUAUGUUGAUGGGUGGGGGCCAGUCAGGGAUGGCGCUACCGGAGGGUGUGGGGGGAUGUAACCCCUCCCCCCCCCCAAAAGUUGGUCAAAAUGGAACUGGUAUUUGCUCAAAGUUGGUCAACAUGGAACUAAUAUUUGCUAAAAAUUGAAGGUCAAAGUCGGUAAAUUGUGGUGAAAAAUUGGCAAGCCUUGCUUGUUUUGGUCAAUUUUUUUUUUAAAUAUGCUUAUAUUAGUCUGGAAAAAUUUCUAAGUAAUUUUCUAACCGUUUCUACUUAUGCCCUGAUAAAAAAUUUCUUAUCAGAAAAAACAUCUGUAUUAUUUUAAUUAUAAUUGUGGUAAAGUGAUAGUAGAAUGCAUUUGAGUUAAUGCAACCACUGGUUUUACUAUAGAUUUCCUUUGAAAAACACCAGCUUGUUAAAUAGUUGGGUGAUGGGCAUGAAACGGGAUCAGUGGAAACCAUCUAAAUAUUCUGUCUUGUGUGAGAAACACUUCACACUAGAUGAUUAUGUGAUGGGUGCUAUACCAACAAGCUCAAGAAGUAUUUAAAGCCAGAUGCUGUCCCCUCCGUUUUUUAUUUUCCGCCACACCUUGAAAAGGAAACUAACCCACGAAAAUGUUCCAUGAAGAGAAAAGCAGCCAGUACCGGUGCAGUCCGAGAUGUUCCUAACAAGAAAUCUAAAAGGAAAUUUCAGCCAGUUGGUCAUGACCACAUCUACUGCACGUCUCCUAGUAAGGUUAUUCCAAAAAUGAAGAAGUUCCUAGAAAAUAAAAGAAAAAAAGAUCAAGAGCCUAUCUAAAAAAAGUCUUCGAAGGGAUAAAACCGUUAAGGGGUUACUGAAGAAGCUGCGAGAUCUGAAAUAUUUGUCAAAAGAACAAAGUGAAAAUUUGAUGUCAAACUUUGGUUACAUGACAAAGGAGCUAUUUAUAAAUUAACACAAAAAUAACCAAAAAUCGAAAGCCUCGCGGUACAGCGAGUCCAUCAAGCAAUUUGCAGUGUCAUUGUAUUUUUAUAGCCCAAGGAGCUACCGGUUUGUUAGAAAAUCACUUCACUUACCAUGUCCAGCAGCCAUAAGAUCAUGGGCAGCAGCCAUAGAUUGUGAGCCUGUUUUUUUUACUGAUGUCAUUGAUGAAUUGAAGAAUAACCUGGAUGAAGAUGAGAAAGAUUGUGCAAUAUUAGUGGAUGAAAUGUCUAUAAAAAAAGAAGUACUGUGGGAUGGAAAGAACAAAAAGUUUGCUGGCAACACAGAUUAUGGAUGUAUUUUAGCAGAGGAACAAGACAGUAUAGCAACUAAUGCCUUGGUUUUUAUGACAGUUGGACUUAAAAAGCCAUGGUUCAAUGGUAAAAUGCAAGCAAGCACAGUUAAUCAAAGAAGCAAUCAACUUACUGACUGA
Paramuricea clavata is the source of this 1624-nucleotide messenger RNA. The record is from the annotation of a GenBank genome assembly. NCBI's taxonomy places the organism in Eukaryota, Metazoa, Cnidaria, Anthozoa, Malacalcyonacea, Plexauridae.